Messenger RNA from Vigna umbellata (rice bean), 819 nucleotides. RefSeq names its product transcription repressor. Gene Ontology annotation, biological process: negative regulation of DNA-templated transcription. NCBI's taxonomy places the organism in Eukaryota, Viridiplantae, Streptophyta, Magnoliopsida, Fabales, Fabaceae. The record is from RefSeq and is a predicted model, not a curated record.
UCUGCCCAUCAAGCUAACACCUAAUCUAUAGUUUUGAAUGUUCAUAAAACAAAACAUAAUCAUUUACUCGUUGCUGUGCCCCCACUUGUCAAUUGUGCAUAAGUGAUUAUUUUUACACAAAUCUCCCUUCAAAGCAUAGUCUUUGUGUCCUGCAAUGAAAGCUUCAAAGCAGCAGCAGCAGAAGCAGAAUCAGCUCCAACAAAGAGGAUGCAAGGCCUUGUGUUGCAGCUGCAGGUUCAGUGUUUCUUCUUCUGAAGAAGCAGAAAGCUCAGCCUCUGAUAGGUUCCCUUCUGUUUCAAGCCUUGCACACGCCAUGGUGCAAGAGAGACUUGACCAAAUGAUUAGAGAAAGGAUGGAAGCUAGUCAUGUAGAGAGAAGAAGACAGCAGAGCAGUGAAGGGACAAAGUUUGUCGUGAUGGUAGCAAUGGAGAAGAGCUCUUACGAUCCAAGAGUAGAUUUUAGAGAGUCCAUGAUGGAGAUGAUAGCUGCCAACCGCCUUCAAGACGCCAAAGAUCUUCGUAGUCUAUUGAACUAUUAUAUCUCCAUGAACUCUAAUCAGUACCGUAGUCUUAUUCUUGAGGUUUUUCAUGAGGUUUGUACUAAUUUGUUCUUAUCAUGUAAAUGCCAUUGAUAACGAAUGUGACAUUGCCAGAUUAAGUCAUGAGCCAAGCAAGCUCGGGAUAGUUUAGUUUUGCUUUAUAUUACGUACAGAUCCCAUAUGCAUUAUGUGGAUCACAAAGAAAACAAGUGAAACACAAUAUGGUCGUUAAUUUACAUACAAAAACACUUCAAGUACGUUGGAAGUUCAAGUACUUCAUA